Messenger RNA from Homalodisca vitripennis (glassy-winged sharpshooter), 3119 nucleotides. Its product is annotated as protein croquemort-like. NCBI's taxonomy places the organism in Eukaryota, Metazoa, Arthropoda, Insecta, Hemiptera, Cicadellidae. The transcript is spliced from 4 exons. The coding region runs from base 37 to 828 and encodes 263 amino acids. Gene Ontology annotation, cellular component: cytoplasm; membrane. The record is from RefSeq and is a predicted model, not a curated record. Gene Ontology annotation, molecular function: scavenger receptor activity.
UUGUGAUUUAAUUCAUGGGGAUUUGUUUAGCGCAACAUGUCCCUGACAGCUGACGGAGUGUUCACCAUGGGAUCAGGGCUGGGCAACAUAGAUGAUCUGGGACUGAUGACUGCCUGGAACUACCGGAACCGAUCUGUGUACCCUGGAGAGUGUGGCAGGAUACAUGGAACCUACGGGGAAGAGUUCCCACCCAACAGUGUGUACCAGUCAGACAUCACCCUGUAUGCCAACGACUUGUGCAGUGUGCUGAACUUGAAGCGGCAGAAGGCAUCGUCAGUCAGGGGUAUCCCGUCGGUAUUGUUCGCCGGGGGUCCAGAUGUGUUCAGCAACGAGACAACUUGUUACUGCCGCAACAGCUCUAACUGUCCUGCCAGCGGUGUGCGGGAUCUGAGUCUGUGUAAUGGUUCCCCCGCCAUGGUGUCCUGGCCUCACUUCUAUCUCGCAGAUCCCAGCUAUCGCAAGGCUGUAGUCGGCAUGAACCCUGAUGCUGAACACCACCAAUUUUACAUGGACAUGGCUGAGGUGACAUCUGUACCAUUAGCGGUGAGAGGGAGGAUGCAGCUCAAUAUACUGAUGCAGACUGUCCCAGAUAUAGACAUGUUCAAGAACAUCAGUUGGACAGUGAUGCCGAUGAUGUGGUUCAGCCAGGAGGCAGACCUUACACCAGAGCUUGCUUCACAGAUGGGGGUGCUGGUGGGGUUGGUCAAUUGGGGCCGUUGGGUGUUGCUGGGCGGAGGAGUGGUUGGGGUCCUCCUGGUGCUGUUAGGACUCGUGCUGCACUUCAGGGGUACUUUGAGAACAAACGAUGAUGAUAGGUUGCUGCACUAGGCCUUCCUCUCCAAUAACGAAUACUAAAGAAAUGCCUUUUUUAUAAUUACAUGUACAAUGUGUAGAAUACUCUUAAUAGGGUAUAUGAACCAGAAAAACAUGGAAACCUAGAUUUAUUUGGCAUAAAAAUUCUAAAAUGUAUGACACAAAAAUUAAAAUAUUAAAUCGUAUUUAAUGUCAAACAUCUUUGGAAAGAAUUCUAAAUAAACUAACAAGGGAUAUUUUACAAGGCUGUUUUUAUCUUAUGGUACUAGAUAAAAAUUAUUUUAAGGCUGAUGUUCAUAUAGAUUCUAGGCUAAAUGUAAACAUUAACUUUAUAACAAGGCUUUAACCAUUUUAAAAGUUUUGCUUAGUAUUUCAAAUAAAUAAUAUAAAAAUAGAGAAAAAAACCGUUGCUAAAAAUUUAUAUUUUAAAAUUUAAUUUAGUGAUAUCGACAUUCAAAACUAACAUAAUUAUUUAGCUAGAUUUAAUUAUUUAUCUAACAAUACGUAGGUAAUAUUAUUUUUAAACAUAUAUCAAAACUUGUGUCAAAUUUAAAUUGAAGAGCUUCAUGUUUAAUUAAUACAACAAAAUUUUCUGGCAAAAGUUCCUUGAACUCCCAUUGGGAAGUAUUAUACAACCCACAAGCUCUCUCUUGGCAACAUUUACGUGGAACUAGGUGUGAAGAAGUGAGGAAGUGAAGAAGAUAGAAUAUUAAAUGCUGUCCUCUGUAUGAGUUUUAAAUUAGAUCAGAUGUGAAAUCUUACUGGGAUAUGAAAAUACAGAAUGAUUUUAUAGCAAUCAAUUUCUGGUAAAGUUUUUAUCAUACUAAUGAUUUAUUUUUGUAAACUCUUGUAUCUUGUCUUGGAAAAUUUGAUUAAAAUUUAGUAUAAUAAUAUAAAACAUUGAAUUGUUCUUUUGAUUUUUAUGAACCCUUUCAUUAAAAUAAUGAUGGAUGCACUGCAUCUACAGCAAAUACAUUAAAUAACCUUUGGGCCUUUGUGUAAUUGUAGUGUUUUCCAGUGCGUUCAGAAAGAUAUCACUUCAAUAAUGGUUUGUUCUGUAAAACUAUCUUGUUUGUUGUAAUCCGCUUUCUUGUGGUUUAUAAUGUCUUGUUUUUCAGAAUGAUAAAUAUUAAGUUCCUGGGGUAAUAAUGAUGUCGCACUAGGAGGACCAUUAUAAUGUAGAAACAUGUUAUAUCUUUGUUCUGGUUAUAUGAGGAUUGAUGAGUUACGGAAAGUAGCUUUUAUGAUACUGAGCUUCAAUAAUAAGUAUUCCUUUGAUUUAUUAAAAGUGAGAACUUGAAAAAAGUGCUUAAAAACCAAUUAUUCAGUAUAAAUGACAUUUAUUUCAAUUUUUAUGGUAUGAAAUGUUUUUGACAGAGUUCCUUGAAACUAUUUUAACUCGCUUAUUGUGUAGCCCAAAAUUCAUCCUUUUAGCUAAAAAAAUAGAUAGUUAUUAUUUAUUUAUCAGUGUUACCUGUGAUACGUUUUCAUUCCAUUUGUAGUCAUAUUUGUAGUGCCAUAAAAAAGUUAACCAAGAAACAAUUCAUUUUAACUCUUCUGUAUUCAUUUAUUUAUAUUGCUAUUUAACAAUCAAUUCUUAUUAUUUUAGUUUGUAUAGUUAGUAGUUUUCAGUUAUAUCUAAACAUAAAUUGGUGUUUGUAAGCAUGUUCAUUUCUUUCACAUUCAUUUAGUCACUAUUAUUAUAUAUGCAUGAUGAUUUGUUAUAUAUGUAUCAUUUGAUGUAAUAGACAAAAUAUUGUUAUCACUUUUUUAUUUUUUGUUGUCCUACAUAAUUAGUGCUUGUAUAUUUUGUUAGAUUUUAUUGUAUAGUUUAGACACUUGCUCUACUAGCAUGUUGUGAUUUUCAUCACUUAAUAAUUUAUCAUAUAAUGUGUAUUGAGAGCAAAGUUAUGUUUUAUCGAUCUCUUCAGAAAGUCAUUCAGACAGUUUUAGGAAAAUACAGUAGAACCACAGUAAGUCAACGAUGCGGACUACAAAGUUGUCGUUUCGGGGUUACCAGCUUUUCCAGAACAAAAGAAACAGAAUUUUUUCAGACAUUUACCAUUUUUCAGUGAAAUAAAAAAUUUAGUAACAGUUUGUUCUAAGAUCUUGUACUUAAUUUUUAACGUUUUGAAAUCUAAAUCCCUUAUCCAGAACAUUAAGAUUGAAUGAGAGUAAACACUGUGUUUUAACACAGUAUUUGAUUUCAUAUCCCAUUUUAUUUACCUGUCCCUCAUUUUAAGUAUAACACAUGCAAUAUUAAAUAUAAACUAUUACUAAAACAGUAUUAAAAAUCUAACUUAAAC